UAAUAAGUACCUACAAUUAAAACCUCUCUAGUAGUACCAUUUGUUAGAUAGUUGCAUUACUAUAGACUCUAACUAUAAAUCUACAGGAAAUGUGUUACACAAAUGGCAUAUCAUAAGUUAUUUGUUUUAACUUAUAUGCAUUAUUUAGGUAAACAUAGAAAACCCUUACUUAUGACUCAGUUGCGACUUUUAGCGCUGCACAGACUAUUCAAGGUUUUUGUUGGGAAAACGUUAGCACACUUAAUCUCAAGGGCAAGAACUAGGUAAAUAAUUAAGAUAUGGUCUUGGUCACUACUUAGUACUUAGCGCCAAGGAAAGAUUAUUGGGAAGAAGUUUUAUGUAUUUAGGGUAGCAACAUAAUGGAAUGUUAAUUCAGAACUAAGGCAACGCAAUCUUUGGAACCUCUGCAUGUUUGAUUUCAUUUCAUAUAGCUGUUGUGUACUUUUCUCUUCGACCAUUUAAACCUGGACUGCUAGCGUCGUAUAAUAUUUCAUAUAAAAAUUGAAGCCAACAUCUGCAGCGCCAUCACUGGGUAUGACUAAAAUGAGAACUAAAUCUGAGGUGCUAAAUAUGAAAUUUGCAAGGACAAGUAUAUCCACACAAAAUAUUUAUACGAUAACUGUUUAACUGUAUACCUGAUUAAUUCAACUUCAGCGUCUCAUUUUUACUUAAUUUUAUAAAAGUAACACAACUAAAUAACACAAAAUUACAUAAAAUCGCUCACCCAAAUUAAAUCUCGUAACAUUGACGUGUGUCAAAUUUUGUUUCACAAAACACACAACUGCCCUGUGAUGGCGCUGUAGAUGUUGGCUUCAUUAAUUUGACUGUGCUAGUAAUCCAGUUAUUUUUUCAUCCAAGACUUUUCUAUAUUAAGCAAAGAUUAAACUUCUGCUCUCCCAAUUGAUGGUAGUGGGCCGUUGAUUUUGAGAAUUACAAGUGUGACGAGCAUCAUGCCUGGUUGUACGUUACAUCGAGGGUCCAGAUAUGAAAAACUUAUUCGUGGGAUUAUUGGGGUGGUUCUUAUACUUUCGGUAUACUUUUCCAAGAAUAUUCGAUUGUGUUUGGUCGUUUUGGUCUAUAGACCAGGAAGCAUAGGUUUUGAUCUGACAAUUUUUUCAAAAUGAAUAUUAAUUGGACAUUUUGACAGUAGGUGGGCAAUAGCAUAAGCACAGAUUUUGUUGUAGCAUAAGUACACAAUCUAUAUUAUGACAAAGGGCGCUUUGGGCCCUGGGGAUGGUCACCCCAAAUCAGGGUGGAAAUCAGUGAAUCUCAACUCAUAUAUCGCAUGGCUUUUAAACCGAAGAGUUUUGGUUAGCAUAGGAUGACUCUUCAGACGGAUAUCAUGGGUCGUGGUUGCGCGAGUUCCCAGCCUACUUGAGUUUCGAGUUCCGGCAUAGGGUAUGGUAACGCAUUUGGUUACCUACCACUCCCAUGAAAGUCUUAUGGAGACAAGUGCUAGAUUAUAUACCUACAUCAAACUUCAAACAAUUUGAUAAUUUCCAUAUGUUUAAAAGAAUGAUCAAAAAUAUAAAAAGAAGGAAGUUGGGGCCAAGACCAUGUAAUCGAUACAUCAACAAAGAUUUAGCAAACACCAUUACACCAAAAAAGAACACGAUUGCAAAUAAUAAAAGUUAACGGUAUCAAAUACAUAAUUCUGCAUUGAUGUUAAAUCAAGUCAAUUUCAAAAACAAAGAUUGAAACUCAUAACAAAUUGAAAAAGAUAAAACAUAAAUACAAUAUAAGGAAAUUAAAGAUUACUACCUGCAUUAUAUAUAACACAAAAUUACAAAAAACGUAUACUACCCAACGGUCUAUAUAUGGCAGCUUCAAAGAAGGCUUCGUGCUCCAGCCAAACGGCUUUCCUCUUCUAAACAAAAUCGCGCGGUUGUCAGCUCUCAAAAAUGUGUGCAUCGUCGUAGGGUGUAUAUACAGGGCGGAUCCUAUUUCGGUUUUCCCUCCUGCGUUUUGAGAUAAAUGCGUGCGAACGUGAUUUUCGUAAGAAAAGUUCAUAAGAUUCCACUAGCGGAAGUGUAUUGUAAGUUUUACAUUGAAUCGACCACGACACUGCUUAAAGUAUACCCAGACACCUUACUUAUUGCCAAAUCGCUGGCAACGCCCUGGGGAUAUGUUCUUUUUGUUAUAUAUAAAAUUUUGUUAUAUAAAUAAUGUAUUGUAAAAGAAGCAAACCGUAUUAUGUAUUGAUUAGCGCUGAUGGUUAAACACGUGCGUCAUAUUGAUUACAAAGUUUACCACAAGCGAGAAAGCACCUAAUAAAAGGAGAAAGUGCUUGUUUAGUGGGGGUUUUUUCAAACCAAGCUCUUCCCAUUUCUGUGCGCCGUUUCAACUAGCUAUUGUGCAAGCUCCCGAAACAGCGUUUAAAUUUUCAUCAAUUCUGUAAUGGGUGGUUUUCGCAUUAUAUUCCUAACAAGCGGAGAUUAAAAUAAUGUUAUAACUCAAAUAUGUCUAAUCGAUUUUAACUGAGAUUAGAGAUAUCACACCCCGAUGUGGCGUUUUCGCCGCAAUAAAGUUGAAUUGGCUUAGACAGAAAAGCCUGCUAGAAAAUUUCAUUUACCUUCUAGCGUUUAUGUUAUCUUAAUGAAAAAGCUUUCCCGGACGAUAUUUCUAUGACCUUUUGAACUUAGUGAAAGCUUUUCACUAGUAGCAGUAAAGAGGAAAGCUCGGGAAAGCUUUUUGCAUGUGGCGCCAAAUUUAAAUUACAAAGGGUUCUAGACUACUUGCUACUGGCUGAUGGUAAAUAAAUUACAUCAAAGAAAAAAUUUAUUUCGCAAUUCAGCCGCAUGCAAAUAGAGGCGAGGUUCUUUUGAAAUUGCAAUUAUUUUACCCACCUUUGUUAUUCGCCAUCAGUGGCGCAGAGCAGUAGCUGUUUUAAUGCGAUUAGGAAGUGAACAUUGAGAAAAUGAGUUGGUUAAAUAACGCUUCUUUACAUUAAUAUAAAAUAGUUGAAGGGGUAGAAGACGAAACUGUGUUGCAUAGUUGAAGCUGAAGGUAAGAUCCCAUACUUUUGAGUGAUAGGACAAGUUCUUGUUUUUUAAACUCCGUCACUGUGGACAGUUCAAACCAUUCAUGGACUGAACUAAUAUUGGAAAUCCAUUCAUCAUUUUCUCCACUAUCGGUAAUAGCUUUGUGUCCUACACACUCAAUUAUUGUAUUUCGUACAUGUGUUACACACUAUCAUUGGUGCGAUUUGGGUGAAGAGGUCUACCCAAAAUGAGUGAAAAUAAAAAUUUAGAUUCUGCUUUGGAACUAAUAGGUGGGUUUUAAAACUAAUUUUGAAUGGGUGGAAUCAAACUUUUUAGGAUAUGGCAAAUUUCAUUACAAUGUAAUGGCAUCAUGCGCGUUUUGUUUUAUAUCUACAGGAUUGCAGUACGGGUUAAGCGCGUAUGCUAUGCCCGCCGCCCAUUGUGAACUCAAUUUAUUACCUUCUGAAAUUGGAUUUAUUAACGCAUCGUUUCUUGUCGGAGGUACAUCCAGUGCGCUUUUAUGGGGUGUUAUCGCAGAUUUAAAUGGAAGAAGGAAAGUACUCAUCAUCGCGCUCCUAUCGGAUGUUGCAGUUACAAUUUGCUGUGCGCUGACACAAAACUUUUUUGGCUUAAUGAUUUGUAGAUUUUUUAAUGGUUUCCUAAUCGGCGCACCUGGUAGCGUCACUUUCACCUAUUUAGCCGAAUUUCACGCACCCAAGCACCGGACCAAAAGUAUUUACUAUUCAGGAGUUUUUUCGACAAUCCCGUGGUUGAUACUACCAGCUUUGGCUUGGAGCAUAUUACCACUGAAAAUCGACGUACAUUUUGGAGAGUUCUUGCUAUACAGUCCCUGGAGAGUUUUCCUAAUUAUUCUAACUUUACCUGAAAUUAUAGGAGGAAUAAUGCUAAUUAAUCUUCCUGAAAGUCCAAAAUUUUUGGCGGAAAAUGCCCCCGAUAGUGCCAUGAGAGUAUUACAAAAAAUGUACAAUGUUAACAAUCGGGAAAAUGUAAGCGAGUGCCCUAUAAAACAUUUAGACGAGCGCAAUAUAUGUCGCCCUAAAUCGCCCACAAAAAGGACGAUCAGGAACCUAAUCUUAAAAGUUUAUGUACAAGUUUAUAUACUGUUUAGGCCUCCAUUGCUGUCUAUGACGCUUUUAACAACUUUGGUUACGUUCUCCAAUAUGUUUGGGUAUUAUGGGAUGGGAUUAUGGUUACCAGAACUUUUAAACAGAAGAAACGAAAAUGCAUCGCUCACCACGACGCUUAAUACGAACGGCGCCGCUUGCUUACCGGAAUUUGACGUUAAACUUUAUGAAAACACCAUUGUGAUAGGAAUUGUCGCACUCUUUAGCAACCUACUGGCUGGAUGGUUGUCAGACAAAUUUGAAAAAAGGAUAAUUCCGUUGGUUACCUUACUUGUAGGAGGAAUCAGUACCGGGUGCAUGUACUGGGUGAAUUCCCCACUGCAAUAUUUAAUAGCUUCUUGCAUUUUUCAAUCGACGAUGAGUAUAUCUAACAUUGCAUUGGGAAGUGUUGUAGUUGAUCUAUUUCCUACUGAUGUUAAUGCUAUAGCGAUAUGUACGGCUGUAAUGGCUGGCCGAGUAGGGGCCAUCUUUAGCAACAUAGUGUUUGGGUACUUAAUUGAUGUUAAUGUAGCUGUUGCAAUUUUUCUUGUGGCUGGAAUUUUGAUCAUGGGUGGUCUUUUAUGCUUCUUUAUUCCAAAUUCUAAUACAAUUUCACUUGAUUCAAGGCGUGAUAGUAUUGAAAUAUCUGUCAUAAAAAUAGAAUCUAAAUAAAAUAUCUUUCAUAUGAUGGAUUAAUUAAAUGUGCCUAUAGAGAAUGGAUAUAUACAGAUUUAUUUUGUAAUACCUCCGUUAGGAACAAAAUGCCACCUGCAAAUUUUGUGGUAGUACAGUCAGUUGUUUUUUUAAUCUAUGCCAUUACCAAUUAAAUACUUAUUCAUGUUUCAGUUACACUAUCUAUCAGUUAAUAUCCAUGGAAACAAAUGCAUUUAGUAAGACCAAAGAUCAUCUGAUCUUUGGUAAGACCAAUCUGUGAGAUAAAUUUAACUGCAACAUAAAAAAAGCGGUGCUCAAACCUGAACUGCGAACACUUCCGUCCCUUUGCUUCCUCAAACUAUUCUAUAACAACAAACAGUAGGUAUACCACUGUACCAGCUAUAAUACUUAUAUUUUUCACAGUAUAUAGGUAGGUACAAUAUCUAUAUAUGGUUCUAGUACGGCUCAAUACGCAGUUUUUAAGAUCUUUAGUCUAUAGAGGGAGAUUAAGAUAAAAUUGAUGAUGAUGCAUGAUUUUUACACUGACUCAUAAUAUUACUGCCCCUCUUUAUUAAGAUCUCUAAUAAGAGGCAUUAAAUAAGGUAUCAAAAUGACGGAAAUAUGUGUAGGUACCCACUGAAUUUAAUUAUUACGUUUGCGAAUUUCAUUCAGUGAUACCGGUUUACUUACGCUCAGUUUUACCACCUGUUAAAUUUAACUCGUAGUCAUAAUUUCCGCACACGAAUUUAAAGGGAAGUGAGGUGGGUGCUGGAACUUUUAAUAUAAAUAAAUUCGUCUAACCUAUUUUUUUAUAUUAAAUUGAUAUUAUUCAUGGUCUCAAACGGAAAGUGUAGGAUACUACUAUAGUUGAUAAAAGGGAAUACGUCAUCGUAGCGUCGCGGCGCCAAGAAAGUUUCGUAACAGGAGCGUAGCAAAAUGACAGAGGAAUUAAAUUAGCAGUAAAAAUCAAUACAUUUUAUACUUCCUCCCCCACUAGAAAAGCACAGUCAUAUAUAUGCUGAUGGACCUUUAAUGCCAGUGCAUACAUAUGAGACAUACAAUGAUAGAAAUAUUUAAAAGAAUAAAAUGUUGGGACUAUACAGCUUUGGCUGAAACAGCGUUUUCUAAGACGGAACCACAAAUAAGAACUGUUAUUAGUAUUACGUCUUGACACUCUCUGCAUAAAAAGGUUUUCUUGAAAAAAAUGUACUACUAAAACACCAAUCGAGCAUUUUUUAAAUACCUACGCACUCAAUUAGUCAUCAGAUGUUCAAAUUUCGCAAUUAACUUUCGAAUAUUUUAAUAAUUGUCAAGAACUUUCUGAUAUUUAUUACCUAUCUGCGUGUGUGAUGGUCAAAAAUGGACAUGAUUCUCUUCAAUAUUAUUAGUUGGUUCGUUAGAGUAUUCUUUCGGGAUUUUUGUCUUUUUUUACUCUGCUCAUUAUUAUCUUUAUCUGGUCUCAAAAAGGAGGUAUAUAGGUAGGAUAAUUGAGAAAAAUAAAAAAAUAGGUAUUUAUAUAAUAAAAAAUUAUGAUAAUUCUAAGGGUUAUUACGUUGAUUUAUUGUGUGUAGUAUCUCUGUUGCGGCUUAAUUUUUUAUUCAAUGGUGGUCAAACUGAUUAAUGUGGGGAUUAUUCAUAAUAACCGGUAAAUGGAAAUAUUGAGGGAAGGAACAUUUAUUGAACAGCCCCCGGACUGAUUUGUUUAAAAUUCCAUCAAUAUCUUCUUGGAUUCAUAAAUGGACUAUUUUCCCUUACCCUUAUAAGAAAAUGCAUCCCAAAUUUAUCACAUUUACCGGCAAUUAUUUUAUUACUUUCACCGUAACAUAUCCAUUGACAAAACUGUAAACCAUUAGGCAACCCCUAAAAUUCUAAUAAUAAAUAUCUCAAUUUAUUGAAUUUUAUUUUUGAAAAAUUUGCACAAGUAGAAUUACCUACGUUAUUGCUGAAUUUCGCAAAUAUUAUAAUUUACGCAUAAGUGCGGAAUCUAUACCUUUACUCCAGAAUUUGGAAAUAUUUCGACAUUCGGCGUAGACCAUAAACAUAAUAGUAUGGUAGGUAAUUACGUGGAGUAGGUACUA
Photinus pyralis (common eastern firefly) is the source of this 6837-nucleotide messenger RNA. RefSeq names its product synaptic vesicle glycoprotein 2C-like. The record is from RefSeq and is a predicted model, not a curated record. Gene Ontology annotation, cellular component: membrane. The transcript is spliced from 2 exons. Gene Ontology annotation, molecular function: transmembrane transporter activity. Bases 3344 to 4777 code for a protein of 477 amino acids. Gene Ontology annotation, biological process: transmembrane transport. Lineage: Eukaryota; Metazoa; Arthropoda; Insecta; Coleoptera; Lampyridae.